Helianthus annuus (common sunflower) is the source of this 2091-nucleotide messenger RNA. RefSeq lists its product as uncharacterized. Lineage: Eukaryota; Viridiplantae; Streptophyta; Magnoliopsida; Asterales; Asteraceae. The record is from RefSeq and is a predicted model, not a curated record. Bases 220 to 1932 code for a protein of 570 amino acids. Gene Ontology annotation, cellular component: Golgi apparatus. The transcript has 2 exons.
UGUCGGUGGAUCUAAUCACGCGAUUACAUUAGCAAAACCCAUCUACCACCACUAAAAUACGCCGAGUGCACAUCUUACCAUCAUCUUCCCUACACAACCAUCCCACUCUCACUAUCAAAAUCAAGCACCCAUUCAACCCCAAUCUCCACACACAACAUGCAGAUCUCAACAAAUACUUAACUCUAUUCCACUUUCAAUUCCAUAAGAGAGAAUUAAACAAUGCUUGGCCGGAGUUUACCGUCGCGGUCCGGCAGUUUCCGGCCGGAGAAUGUAGGUCAAAACGCAUUAGCUAUAAUCGGUAACUUGUUCUUCACGUUUUUCGUUAUCGGUGUGUUAGUUUUCACAAUCAUUGCUGCUACUUAUGAGCCUGAAGAUCCUUUGUUUCAUCCUUCAACUAAGAUGACAAGCUUUUUAACUUCCACUUCGAAUGCCACGUUUGUAUCCGAUAGUACGGUUGUGAAAACCGGUGAGGAUUUUAUGGUUGCGAAUGAAACAGUGUAUGGUAGCUCGAUAAAUGCGUCUGAUGUUAGUAGUACGUUUACGCUUGCGGUGAAUGAGGGAGAGGUGGAGGAGAAAGAGGAGCGCGAUUGUAGCGGGGAGGUUGAUAAGGCGGUGGAUUGUACGGAUCCGGAGGUUUUUCAUGUUAUGAUGGCGGCUGCGAUUGAUCAGUUUAAGGAUAUACAUUUUUAUAGGUUUGGGAAGCCGGUUAGGGGCAUUAAUGAUAGUUCGUGUCAUAUGGCAUGGCGGUUUAGGCCGAAAGAAGGGAAGACUGCGGCGCUGUAUAAGGAUUAUCGGAGUUUUGUGAUUUCUCGGUCGAAGAAUUGUACGCUUAGUGUUGUGAGUAUUGGGGAUUAUCAUUCGGGUGGGAAUGCGAGGAAGAGAAAGAAGCAUCGGAAAGACGGGUUCGAGAAAACGCCUAUGGGUGACGAUGAUAAGAAUAUCGGCGUUCAAGUGGUUGGAGAAACUGUUAACGAUUCUCUCCCUGUCGUUGAAUCGGAGAAGUCGUUUGAUCAAGGUAAGUAUUUGUUGUAUAACGGCGGUGGGGAUAGAUGCAAGAGUAUGGAUCAUUAUCUAUGGAGUUUUAUGUGUGCGUUAGGUGAAGCUCAGUACUUGAACCGUACGCUUGUAAUGGACUUGAGCAUUUGCUUGUCAUCUGUUUAUACCAAGUCGGGUCGUGAUGAAGAAGGGAAAGAUUUCAGAUUUUACUUCGAUUUUGAGCAUUUGAAGGAAUCGGCGUCGGUUUUGGAUCAGGGUCAGUUUUGGGUAGAUUGGAACAAAUGGCAUCAGAAAGACGGGUUAAGUAUUUCUCUUGUGGAUGAUCUUAGAAUAACCCCGAUGAAGUUGGCUGGCGUGAAGGACACGUUGAUAAUGAGAAAGUUUGGGAGCGUUGAGCCGGAUAAUUACUGGUAUAGAGUGUGUGAAGGUGAAGCGGAAUCCGUUGUUCAAAGACCAUGGCACUUGAUAUGGAAAUCGAAACGAUUAAUGGACAUCGUUUCGGCUAUCGCCGCGAAAAUGAACUGGGAUUUCGACUCGGUUCAUGUUGUGAGAGGUGAGAAGGCACGGAAUCAAGAACAAUGGCCGAAUCUCGCAACAGAUACUUCACCCGACGCGCUUCUUUCCUCUUUACAAGAUAAGGUCGAUGAUGGAAGAAACUUAUAUAUUGCUACCGAUGAACCAGACGUUUCUUUCUUUGACCCUUUGAAAGACAAAUAUUCCACUCAUUUUCUUGACGAAUACAGCAGUCUUUGGGACGAGACCAGCGAGUGGUACAGUGAGAUGAAAAAGCUGAACAAUGGUGUUGCGGUUGAGUUUGAUGGAUACAUGAGGGCUUCUGUUGACACCGAGGUUUUCCUGAGGGGCAAAAAGCAAAUCGAGACUUUUAAUGAUCUCACCAGAGACUGUAAGGAUGGUAUCAACACUUGCAGUUCUUGAGGUUUUUGAGUUCUCUCAUGUUUGUAUGUUAAGUUAAAGUCACUUGUUACAAGUUUUGUUGUUUAAAACAGAUAAUUUGACAUUAAGUAGCACUGUCUUAUUUAUUUUUUCCAAUGUGUUUGUUUAUCAAUAGUAAGUUAUGCUUUGUCUCUUUUUAAA